Knipowitschia caucasica is the source of this 567-nucleotide messenger RNA. The record is from the annotation of a GenBank genome assembly. NCBI's taxonomy places the organism in Eukaryota, Metazoa, Chordata, Actinopteri, Gobiiformes, Gobiidae.
AUGGCUCUUUCACAGUCCAGCUCCCACAGCCUCAGCCGGAGGGGCUACGGUCUGGUGGGCGGCAGUCUGCGCGUGCACAGCAGUUGCUCGCCUCACCCUUUCCCCCUCGCCCCGGAGCAAGAGUCCCUGCUGUCUCACCCUCAUCUCCCCCACCACAGCCGCCACCGCAACCACCACCCCCCCCCCCCUGCCCCGCCCCCACCACCGCUACUGUCCCGCCAGUACGGCACCAGGCGCGACCGUCGGGCCCUCUCUCCCACAGCUAACCUGGCUCACGGCUUCCAGGACUCAGGGCGGAGGAGCGGUGGUGGGGGUGGGGGCUCUGUGGUGGGCAGUGGGGGGUUUGGGACGGACCACAGAGACUGUAACGGGAAAACGGCGCACACGACUCUCAUCACAGAAGUUUACCCUCAAGUCAACGCCAGGAAAGACCGCGCCGACCUGGACGAGGAGACGGACUAUAGCAUUUGUUUCCGGGUGCAGAAGAUGAUGGAGGUGUACCGGCCCGACUGGUGCGAGAGCCGUGAGAACUGGUCCGUCUACCUGUUCUCCCCUCACAACAAGUGA